This is a messenger RNA of Dermochelys coriacea (leatherback sea turtle), 3448 nucleotides long. RefSeq names its product immunoglobulin superfamily containing leucine-rich repeat protein 2-like. NCBI's taxonomy places the organism in Eukaryota, Metazoa, Chordata, Testudines, Dermochelyidae. Gene Ontology annotation, molecular function: protein binding. Bases 53 to 2134 code for a protein of 693 amino acids. The transcript is spliced from 2 exons. The record is from RefSeq and is a predicted model, not a curated record.
AAAACCGAACGAGCUCUGGGCGGAAAGGACUAGCAGACGCAGGUCGAGAGAGAUGGAGCUAAAAGACUUUAUGCAAACACAUGCGUGGAGGAGGAAGAUGGACCCGUUGCUCUGGCUAUGGAUCGCAGCUUUCCUGGGGCUGAGCCAGGGCUGCCCGGAGCCCUGCUCCUGUGUGGACAAAUACGCCCUUCAGUUCGCAGACUGCGCUUACAAAGAUCUGCAGGCGGUCCCCGUGGGGCUGCCCUCCAACGUGACCACCCUCAGCCUGUCCGCCAACAAGAUCACCUCCCUGCAGAAGAGCUCCUUCGUGGAGGUCACCCAGGUCACCUCGCUGUGGCUGGCUCACAACGAGAUCAGCGCCAUCGAGCAGGGCACCUUCGCCAUCCUGGUGCAGCUGAAGAACCUGGACAUCAGCCACAACCAGAUCGUAGACUUCCCCUGGGGGGAUCUGUACAACCUCAGCGCCCUGCAGCUGCUCAAGAUGAACAACAACCACAUGGUGAAGCUGCCCUGGGAGGCCUUCCACACCCUGAAAGACCUGAGGUCCCUGCGCAUCAACAACAACAAAUUCACCACCAUCGCCGAGGGCACUUUCGAUUCGCUGACUUCCCUGUCUCACUUGCAGAUCUACAACAACCCCUUCAACUGCACCUGCAGGCUUCUGUGGCUGAAGAGCUGGGCUGAGAACACCCUGAUCUCCAUCCCCGAGAAGGACUCCAUCAGCUGUGCAGCCCCGGACAGCCUCCGAGGAGUCCCACUGGGGAGAAUCCCAGACCUGCAGUGCGUGCCUCCCUCCGUACAGCUGACCUACCAUCCCAACUUGGACAACACCGAGCUCUACGACGGCUUCAUGCUCCUGCUGCACUGCAGCGCCAGGGGAAGCCCCCAGCCGGAGGUCAGCUGGAAGGUGCAAACUGCCAGCCAAGCCCUGGAGAUAAAGGGGCCCGGCGUGGAGAGGGCUGGGAAUGAGCUACCUGUUGGCAGCUCCAAGCAGAGUGCAGAGCGCUUCGUGGUCUACGGGAACGGCACCCUGGUCAUCCCCCACCUGAGCAAGCGAGAGGAAGGGACCUACACCUGCUUGGCCACCAAUGAGGUGGGCAGCAACCAGACCUCGGUCAACGUGGCUGUGGCCGGUGCCCAGAAAUACCCCGCCCGCCCCAUGGAGGAUCCCCUGGCAGGCAAAGCGCAGCCGGGGGAGAGGAAGCCGGGCCCCAAGGGCUCCAAGAACAGCGUCCUCAGCCCCGAAGAGAGGCCCAAACCCCUCAGCCCCACCCGGCACAGCUCCCACUCGCCGGGGCUGGAGCAAGUCCCCUCCAAGCGGCCCCCUUUCGAGAAGAAUUGCGGCUCCAGCGUGGACACCCAGUACGUCUCCAACCAUGCCUUCAACCAGAGUGGCCAGCUGAAGCAGCACACCUUCGACCUGGGCAUCAUCGCGCUGGAUGUGUCGGAGAACGAGGCCAAGGUGCAGCUCACCCCCUUCUACGGACAACCGGAAAAAGCCCACCUGCGGGCGCUCUACCUGUGCGCGGAGAGCGGCCACGGCCACUCCAUGGUGCAGUGGUCCAGGAUCGAGGAAGGUGUGAACUCCUACUGGUUCCAGGGCUUGACCCCUGGCACCAACUACUCGGUCUGCCUGACUUACCUGGGGGAGGAUUGCCAGGUGCAAGUGGUCUUCACCACCAAGAAGGAGAUCCCCUCCCUCAUCAUCAUCGUGGUGGUCAGCAUCUUCUUGCUGGCCCUGGCUACCAUCCCCUUGCUGGGGGCCACCUGCUGCCACUUGCUCGCCAAGUAUCAGGGCAAAACCUACAAACUCAUCAUGAAGGCCCAGAAUCCAGACCAGAUGGAGAAGCACAUGGCAGCCGACUUUGACCCGCGGGCCUCUUACCUGGAGUCAGAGAAGAACUACAACCCAAGUGAGGUGGGGGAAGGUGAGGCAGAGCGGGAAGCAGAGGGGGAGAGGGAGCUGGAGCGAGACGAGAGCCUGGUGGCCGAAUCCAUCGCCGAGUCCCAAUCCAAAAGCAACCCAGAGGAGUUUGAGGUGGGGUCCGAAUACAGCGACAGGCUACCCCUCGGGGCCGAGGCUGUGAACAUCUCCCAAGAGAUCAAUGGGAACUACAGGCAGCCAGCUCGCUGAUCCGACCCCUGGCCACCCCGCAGCCACCGCCCCACCCUGUAUAUUGUAUAAUACAGUAAGAUACAAACUCGAGGGGGCACCUGAGCCAUUCACUGGUUGAUCAGCUACAUUCUUCCAAAGGUUUCAGAGUAGCAGCCGUGUUAGUCUGUAUUCGCAAAAAGAAAAGUCUCUAAGGUGCCACAAGUACUCCUUUUCUUUAUUCUUCCAAAGACAUUUCUGCCAACAGCCCAGCGUGGGGGGAAACCCAACAGAAUUCAGAUCCCAACCAGUUUUUCUGGCCUCACUAAGUACUUCAGGGUGGGGUCGAUUUUUUUUAAACAAAAUAAGUGGAAUGAAUUGGCCUUAAAAAAGUAUUUAACACAUUAUUUGAAAUACAAAGUUUAAAAAAAAUAACACCACCAUCUGCUCGCAACAUAUUAAUCCUAAACGUAGGCUGUGGUCUUUUUUAAAAGCUAUGUUGGUUUGUUACAAUUAAAAUACAAUGGAUUGACUAUUUCCCCCUCUUUUACAUAAGAAAAUCCGAAGAUAUCCUGAGUUAAUUUAAUCAAGGCCAGUUGUCAAUUUCAAGCGUGAGUGUUGUCAGUUUCAGCAAGUGUUUGCGCUAGUCAGCUCCCAUCCCCGUCCCACUCCAAUGCAAACAGCUGUGCCCUUCCCACGCUGGGAUGUACAAAUCCCUGUAUGGGGAGGAUGGGUGAGUGGGUAACUGAAACCCACACCGGUCCUGACCAUCAGAUCAAAGAUACGCAAGGUGAUCUAGCGGGUCACCUCUACCUAGACAGUGUUAAUAGAGCCGUGCUGUAGAAUUUGAGAUAUGUGUGUGACUUGGUCCUCUCUUAACUUGUGGGUGCUUCUCAUUUCUUUAGAGGUAGGGGAAGGAAUGUGGAAAUAACCCCACCUCUGAUCUUUGUUGUCUCUUUUUCCCAGACCUUCUGGGAGGCAUGUGACUCACUGAGAUUUCCUAGAUGUUUAUUGAAUAGAGUAGCAUUCUUAUAGAGAAAUGUAUGUACCCUUGAUGUGAGUCUGUGAUGUUUAAAGGUGAACGGGAAAUGAUAGGUAACUUUUGCCGUGGAAUUGAGAAAAAUCUGAAAUGUAUAUGCAGCAGGUGCAUCUGUGAGUUUUUUAUUUUUUGCUUCUGUAUUAAAAAAGCACCAAAAAUCAAAAUGAAAUGAGCACAAUUGUCCCCAAAGCGGAGAAAGAUUGUUUGCUAAUUUGAUUGUUAAAUACUUUCAAAAGCAACCUUAAAAUCAAACAGAACCGGAACCUUUUCUAAGCGAUUCUGUAUGUGAAGAGUCAAUAAAACAGAUUUAAAAUGGA